Messenger RNA from Propithecus coquereli (Coquerel's sifaka), 2262 nucleotides. RefSeq names its product centrosomal protein 85kDa-like (gene CEP85L). The coding region runs from base 40 to 2262 and encodes 740 amino acids. Gene Ontology annotation, cellular component: centrosome. The record is from RefSeq and is a predicted model, not a curated record. The transcript is spliced from 11 exons. NCBI's taxonomy places the organism in Eukaryota, Metazoa, Chordata, Mammalia, Primates, Indriidae.
AGUCGGGCGCCCCCGGCCCACCCAGCCCUCCCGUCGGCGAUGUGGGGGCGCUUCCUGGCCCCCGAGGCCGGCGGCCGGGACAGCCCCGGCGGAGCCCGCAGCUUCCCAGCAGGCCCAGAUUAUUCAUCAGCAUGGUUACCUGGUAGUGAAUCAUUGUGGCAGGCCACAACUGUUCCAUCUAACCAUCGAAAUAACCAUAUCAGGAGACAUAGUAUAGCUUCUGACAGUGGAGACACCGGCAUUGGAACCUCCUGUUCUGACAGUGUGGAAGAUCAUUCAACUUCAAGUGGCGCAUUAUCUUUUAAGCCUAGUCGAUCAUUGAUUACUCUUCCUACUGCUCAUGUGAUGCCGUCUAAUUCCAGCUCUUCAAUUUCCAGACAUAGGGAAUCAUUGACAUCAAAUGGCUCACCAUGGAAUACAAGCCUUAUGCAGACAUUGGGAAGCCAUAGUAGAGGGGAGCAGGACUCGUCACUAGACAUGAAGGACUUCCGACCCCUUCGGAAGUGGUCAUCUUUAUCCAAACUUAUUGUUCCAGAUAACUGCAGCCAGGGUGGCCCUGCACACACAGAGGAGUCAAGGAAUGGUUUGGAAAAAACAAGGAGGGGCAAGGCUUUAAUAUCACAACUAAGGACAGUUGGACCUAGCUGUUUACAUGAUAGUAUGGAGGUGCUUAAGUUAGAGGACAAGGAAAUAAAUAAAAAACGGUCAUCAACUCUGGACUGCAAGUAUAAAUUUGAGAGCUGCAGCAAAGAGGACUUUAGAACCUCUUCCUCUACUCUUAGGAGACAAACCUUAGACAUGACAUACAGUGACUUACCUGAAAGCAAGCCCAUUAUGGCAAGCUCAGAGGGUUUUGAACCUCCAAAAUAUUUAAUGCUUGGUCAGCAGGCAGUAGAUGGAGUUCCCAUUCAGCCUUCUGUAAGGACUCAGAUGUGGCUUACAGAACAGUUGCGGACAAACCCUUUGGAAGGUAGAGCUACAGAGGACUCUUACAGUUUAGCUCCUUGGCAACAGCAGCAAAUUGAAGAGUUUCGACCAGGAAGUGAAACACCAAUGCAGGUUUUGACUGGAUCAUCUCGUCAAAGUUAUUCACCUUCUGGCUAUCAGGAUUUCAGUAAGUGGGAAUCAAUGUUGAAAAUAAAAGAAGGACUUCUAAGACAGAAAGAAAUUGUAAUUGAUCGGCAGAAGCAACAAAUUACCCACCUACAUGAGAGGAUAAGAGAUAAUGAAUUACGGGCACAACAUGCCAUGUUAGGACAUUAUGUAAAUUGUGAGGAUUCUUAUGUGGCUAGUUUGCAGCCACAGUAUGAGAACACGUCACUCCCGUCUCCAUUUUCAGAGGAAUCAGUGUCCCAUUCCCAGCAAGAGGAACUUGAGCAAAAACUUGCAUCUACUGAGAAAGAAGUUUUACAGCUCAAUGAGUUUCUCAAACAAAGAAUAAGCCAAUUUAGUGAAGAGAAGAAGAAAUUGGAGGAAAAGCUUAAAACUAGAGAUAGAUACAUCAGUAGCCUGAAAAAGAAAUGCCAGAAGGAAUCUGAACAAAACAAAGAAAAGCAGAGAAGAAUUGAGACCUUGGAAAAGUAUCUGGCUGAUCUUCCAACUCUAGAUGAUGUACAGAGUCAGAGUCUUCAGUUGAAAAGUUUGCAACAAAAAGUAGAAAAAUGUCUUGAAGAUGGAAUCCGCCUUCCCAUGUUAGAUGCAAAACAGCUUCAGAAUGAAAAUGAUAAUCUCAGAGAACAAAAUCAGACUGCUAAUAAGUCUAUGCAAGGGAAACUUUCUAAAGAGAAAUUGAACACUCAAAAGAUGAUGGAAGAGCUGGAAAAGAAAGAAAGAAAUCUGCAGAGAUUAACAGAAGCAUUGCUUGAAAACCAAAGACAAACAGAGGAGACGGGCCCUUUGAUGGAUCAGGGCCAGGAAGCAGACCCAUCUAGGCAGCAGACACUUCUUUCCAAAUGGCCUCUAUUUGAUUUGACUGUGAUUGAUCAACUGUUCAAGGAAAUGUCCUAUUGUUUGUUUGACUUGAAAGCAUUGUGCAGUAUUCUUAAUCAGCGUGCUCAGGGCAAAGAGCCUAAUCUUUCAUUAUUACUGGGAAUCAGAUCAAUGAACUGUUCAGCUGAAGAGACUGAGAAUGACCACAGCCCAGAAACACUCAGUAAAAAAUUAUCAGAUGUGUGCCAGUUACGGAGGGACAUUGAUGAAUUAAGGACUACAAUAUCAGAUCGCUAUGCUCAGGACAUGGGAGACAACUGCGUUACCCAGUGA